This is a messenger RNA of Cucumis melo (muskmelon), 2028 nucleotides long. RefSeq names its product F-box protein SKIP2. NCBI's taxonomy places the organism in Eukaryota, Viridiplantae, Streptophyta, Magnoliopsida, Cucurbitales, Cucurbitaceae. Gene Ontology annotation, molecular function: protein binding. The record is from RefSeq and is a predicted model, not a curated record. Gene Ontology annotation, cellular component: SCF ubiquitin ligase complex. The transcript has a single exon. Bases 337 to 1941 code for a protein of 534 amino acids. Gene Ontology annotation, biological process: SCF-dependent proteasomal ubiquitin-dependent protein catabolic process.
GUCCAAGUAAGGAAAGGCGUCUUUGCAAGACCAAGUCCUUGCUUCUUACUUUACUCCCUUUUCUUUUCUUCCUUUUUUUAAUUGGUCUGGUCAUCAUCCUCACUUCCAUUGUUUUUGUUUGUGACUUUUGCUCCUCGCCGCUGAAUCGAAGGCGAGAUGACACGCAUUCCCUUUUGACGGGGCGUCGGCACCGCGAAUUCUCUCUCAACCCAACCCCACUUUCCCCUUUAUAUUUUUUCCUUUCCCACAUAACCAAAAUCUCGAAUUUCCCCCCUUUAUCUUCUCCAAUUCUGUGUAGUUUUCUCGUUUUUCAGGGUUUACAAACCCUUUUCUCUGAUGGGUCAGUUUUAUUCUUCUGCUGGAACCUCUCCGGACCUCAAUUGCCUCCAACGAUGGCCGCCGGGUUCUCAAAUCGGUGGUUUCUCUUCCCCUUUGGCCCUUCCUUCGACGGAGCAAAACGAUGAGGGUUUGUUGGAUUUUGUGGACUUUACUUUUUCCCUUCCUGAUGAAUGUUUGGCAUCCAUUUUCCGAUUCCUCAACUCCGGUGACCGGAAAAUUUGUUCGUUGGUUUGUAAGCGGUGGUUUCAAGUGGAGGGUCAGAGCCGUCACCGUUUGUCCCUCAAUGCUCAGGAUGAGAUUCUCCCAUUUCUUCCAUCUCUCUUUACUCGAUUCGACUCCGUGAAGAAGCUUUCUCUUCGAUGCAACCGGAAAAUCUCUCGAAUCAAUGACGAUGCUUUGAGUCUCGUCUCAAUCCGUUGCCGGAAUCUGACCCGGAUCAAGCUCUCCGGCAGAUUUCAACUCACGGAUAUGGGUAUUGCCGCUUUUGCUUCUAAUUGCAAAACCUUGAAGAAAUUCUCUUGUAGUUCAUGUACGUUGGGGGGCAAUUCCAUUAAUGCUCUCCUCAAGCACUGCAGCACUUUGGAGGAAUUGUCCUUGAAGGGUCUCCGUGGCGUCAUCGCCGGUAACGAGCCCAUCGUGCCCGGCGCAGCGGCGGCGUCUCUGAGAUCCAUUCUGCUGAAGGAUCUUGCUGAUGGGUUGAGCUUAAUUCCUCUGAUCAUGGGUUCUAAAAAUCUGAAAGCUCUGAAGAUCAUUCGCUGCCAAGGGAAUUGGGAUGACCUCUUCCAAUUGUUUGGCAAUGGAAAUGCUAUGGCUAGUUUGACUGAAGUUCACAUUGAGAGGAUCCAGGUGAGUGACUGUGGAGUUUCAGCCAUUUCUAACUGUUUAGAUUUAGAGAUAUUGCAUCUUAUCAAAGUAUGGGAUUGUUCAAAUUUUGGCCUUGCUCGUAUUGCUGAACAUUGUAAAAAGAUUAGGAAACUUCAUAUUGAUGGGUGGAGAAUUAAUAGAAUAGGAGAUGAAGGGCUGAUGGCAAUAGCUAAACAAUGCCUCGAUUUACAAGAGCUUGUUCUAAUUGGGGUAAACCCAACUUGUUUAUCUCUAUCGUUGUUGGCUUCAAACUGUGUGAAUUUGGAGAGAUUGGCUUUGUGUGGGAGUAGAGUUGGGGACGAAGAGAUUGCCUGCAUUGCAGCAAAAUGCAAGUCGUUGAAGAAACUUUGCAUCAAAGGAUGUCCAAUUUCAAAUAUUGGGAUUGAAUCACUGGCUUGGGGGUGUCCCAAUUUAGCUAAGAUUAAAGUGAAGAAAUGCAAAGGGGUAACUGGUGAGAUCAAGGAAUGGCUUGUAGAGAAGAGGACAUCAUUGAGUGUUAAUUGGGAUGUUGAGGAGAUUGAUCACUUGGAUGCGAGUAGUAGCGAUGCCGGGAGUGCUCGGGAAGUUGCUAUCCUUGAGCCGAGGCCGAUGGAGACCGGGGUUGAAGCUCCAGUCGCCGGGGAUGGUCGGUUGACGAUUUUGAAGACAACGUUGGGACUUCUGGCUGGGAGAAGUUUGAUGGCGUGCACAUUUGGGAGGUGGUCUAAUACUACUCCUGAUUCAAGCAGUAGUAUAUGAAAUGAUGUUUAUAAGAAUUGGAAUGUUGUAUGAUUUUUGUGACUGAAAAUUUAUUUGUGGAGACAAUACAUGUGUUUUGGAUUUGUA